Molecule: messenger RNA, 1719 nt
Organism: Chelonia mydas (Green sea turtle)
Lineage: Eukaryota; Metazoa; Chordata; Testudines; Cheloniidae
Gene: GC
Product: GC vitamin D binding protein
Exons: 13
Coding region: 66-1520 (484 amino acids)
Biological process (GO): vitamin transport
Cellular component (GO): blood microparticle; cytoplasm
Molecular function (GO): vitamin transmembrane transporter activity; vitamin D binding
Source: RefSeq, a predicted model, not a curated record
UGGGGAAACAAUCUGCAGAAGACAAAGUGAUUAAACCAUCCCUUUAAAUCCAGUGUAAUUACAAAAUGAAGGUAGUAAUAGUCCUGGUGCUUGCUGCAGUAUCGUUGGGUCAUGCUGAACAUAGAGGUCGAGACUAUGUACGGGACAAAAUCUGUCAAGAAUUCAACAGCAUGGGAAAAGACAACUUCCGAACUCUAGCAAUCAUCCUGAACAGCAAGAAAUUCUCCAAUGCCACCUUUGAAGAGAUCAGUCACCUUGUGAAAGAGGUGGUCUUCCUGGCAGAAACGUGUUGUCUCAAAGGGGUUCACCCCAGCUGCUAUGAAACUGGGUCUUCAGCUCUGUCUGCCAAGUCCUGUGAUGAAAACUCUCCUUAUCCUGAUCACCCAGGGAUUGCGGCUUGUUGUACCCAGCAAGGGUUAGAGCGAAAGCUCUGUCUGGCCGCCCUGCACCAUCCGCCCAAAGAGUUCCCUACAUACGUGGAGCCAUCGAAUGAAGAACUCUGUGAGGCCUUCAAGAAGGACCCCAAGGAUUUUGCAGAUAGGUUUGCUCAUGAGUAUUCCAGUAACUAUGGACAAGCCCCACUCCCAGUAUUAGUGGGUUCUAUAAAGAGUUACUUAUCCAUGGUUGGGACUUGCUGCAUUUCACCAAGCCCUACUGUGUGCUUCUUGAAAGAGAGGUUAGAAAGAAGGACUCUGUCCAUACUCACCACCAUGUCAAACAGAAUUUGUUCCCGCUAUGCAGUAUAUGGGAAGGAAAAAUCAAAGUUCAGCACCUUAACAAUGUUUGCUCAGAAGAUACCCUCUGCCUCGUUUGAGGACAUUUCCCCACUAGCUGAAGACUCUGCUGAGGUGUUUUCCAAGUGCUGUAAUUCCAUGGCUGAAGACUGCAUGCAGAAGGAGUUAUCAGAACUCACCACAAAAAUCUGCACUAAACUAUCAUCCAAGGACGAAAAAUUUUCUGAUUGUUGCAAAGGAAAAAAUCUCCUGGAAAACUACUUCUGCAUGUAUUCACUGCAACCUGCUAAAUCCCCUCAACUGCCGGAACUCCAAAGGCCCACAGACGAACAGCUGUGCACUGGUGAUGGGAGCCAUCAGAUGGAUCGAUUCAUAUUUGAGAAAGCGCGAAGGCAAACCAGCAUCCCAGAGGUGUUCCUAAGUAAGGUGUAUGAUGCUACCCAUAAUCUUGUCAAUGGAUGCUGCCCCGCUGCGGAUUCCAUUGCUUGUGUCUCUAGCAAGAGGCCACAGCUGAAAGGGGAGAUAUUCAAAUUCCUAGCAAAGGCCAAUGAGCUAUGUGGAGAAUAUAAUGACCUGACGUUCCUUGAAUUCAAACAGAGACUAAAAGAAAGCUUCAGCAAGACAAUGCCUGAUGCAACCCCAGCCUCCCUUGCCGAGCUGGUGGAGCAGAGAGUCAAUUUCGCCUCCACAUGCUGUAUUAUGAAUGCACCUCCAGUGUAUUGUGGCGUGAAGAUUAACACUGAAGUUGGACACACAUGUGACCACGAUUCCUGCAUGUUGAUCUAGCUGUGGAAAUGCAAACAAAAACAAAACCUCCCUAGGCACAAAGUGAAAACAGCAAUUAAAAGGAAGCAUGAUCCUCCAUUUAUGGUGAUGCGUGAGGACCUCUGCUUUUCCUGAGUCACAAGAACGAAGACCGUGAAUCAGUCUCAUGGCUUCUUAUCUAUUAUUACAGCAAUGUGACUAGUGUUUAUUGCAACCUCAA